UUACAUUCAGUUGGUUUUACAAUCGUUCAGCAGUGGCCGUUUGGUUGAUUAUUUACUGUUAUCUUGUCAAAUAUAUCAUCGUACUUAUCUCAUUCGAAAGGGUCUCAUAUUAGCACACAAAGACUACGGUAGCAUCUGAUAUCUCACUCAUAGAAAGCUUCUCCGACGAUCCGGGAAUCGACGUCAUGGCUCAACAGUGCUCGACAAGACAUGUUGCCGGCAGCCGCGCCGGGUACCUGCCGAUCGAGGACUAUGGCAUGAUUGGCAAUAUGCACACAUGCGCUCUCGUGGGAACGAACGGUUCGGUUGAUUUUAUGUGCUGGCCCGACUUCGAUUCGCCCAGUAUCUUCUGUCGGUUACUUGACCAGGAAAAGGGCGGCUUCUUCAGCAUCUGUCCUCCUCCGUCCAAGCUAUGUACAACAAAGCAACAAUACCUCCCAUCCUCCAACAUCUUGCAGACUAGAUACAUUCACGAUGACGGCGUCGUUGACGUCGUGGACUUUUUCCCUCGCCCCAAGACCGCCACUGUCAUAUCGAAGAGUACCCGCCAAGGCGCGUUCCGUGAGACGACCGAGAUCCAGGAGGAGCUCAAGAAAUGGCUCGUCCGUCGAGUCGAGUGUAUCCGCGGCCGUCUCCAGCUUGACAUCGAGAUCUUCCCGGCCUUCCAAUACGCCAGCGAGUCCCACGUCACCACAAUCAUUGAGCCAACUCACACGGCCAACAGCCCAAGCAGGGCCGUCACCUUCCACAGCGAGCACUACAAGAUGCAACUCGACGUCACCGUAGACGACGUCGCCGAGCCGGACGCGGCAGCUUCGGCACCGGCCCCCUCCAUCACCUUUAGAAAGGAGAAGCGCGACGGCAUGCUAGGCGAGGGCGUCGUCGCGCACCUGGAAAUCACAGAGGGCCAGGCCGUCUCAUUUGUCCUCCGCAACGACAAGCCGGACCACGUCACGCAGAACGUCACGACGGCGGUGCUCGACGGCCAGCAGCAUGAUACGCAGUCGUUCUGGUAUAAUUGGAUCUCCAAGAGCAAGUACAAGGGCCGGUGGCGCGAGGUGGUCAACCGGAGUCUGAUGCUGCUCAAGAUGCUGACGUAUGAGCCUACCGGCGCCAUUGUGGCUGCGCCGACGUUUUCUAUCCCUGAGGAUAUUGGCGGUGUUCGAAACUGGGACUACCGCUUCUGCUGGAUCCGCGACUCAAGCUUCACAAUCUACAUCCUCCUCCGCCUCGGCUUCUCCGCCGAGGCCGACGCCUACAUGGACUUUAUCAGCGAGCGCUUCGUCAAGUCGCGCGGGCCUAGCGGCGAGCUGCCCAUCAUGUUCACCAUCCGGGGCGAGACCGAGAUCCCCGAGCAGGAGCUCGAUCACCUCGAAGGGUACCGCGGCAGCAAGCCGGUGCGGAUCGGCAACGGCGCCGCGUUCCAUCAGCAGUUUGAUAUCUACGGCGAGCUCAUGGACGGUAUUUAUUUGUACAACAAGUACGGGAAGCCUAUUAGCUGGGAUCAGUGGUGUUCUGUGAGGGAGAUGUUGGACUUUGUCCUUACUUUGACGGAUAAACCCGACAUGUCCAUCUGGGAAGUCCGCAACAAGAAGCAAAACUUCACCUACUCAAAGGUCAUGCUCUGGGUCGCCUUCGAUCGCGGCCUCCGGCUCGCAGAUAAACGCAACUUCCCCUGCCCCAACCGCAGUAAAUGGCUCGAGGCCCGCGAUAACCUGAUGGAGGAGAUCAUGGACAAAGGCUACAACAAGGAAAUGAAGUGCUUCGUCCAGAGCUACGAGAACAACACCAUGCUCGACUCCUCGAUCCUCAUCGCCCCCCUCGUCUUCUUCAUCGCCCCAAACGACCCGCGCUUCCUAAACACAAUGGACCGCAUCCUCAUGCCCCCCGAAAAGGGCGGCCUCACCAGCACAGGUCUCGUCUCCCGUUACGAUACCGAGCUUUCGGACGAUGGCGUCGGCGGAAGAGAAGGCGCCUUCAGCAUGUGCACCUUUUGGCUCGUCGAAGCAAUGACGCGCGCCUCCGUCUACGAACCUAAGUACCUCGUCCGCGCCGUCAAUCUCUUUGAGAACAUGCUCAGCUUCUCCAACCACCUGUCCAUGUUCUCCGAGGAGAUUGCCCGCAGCGGCGAGCAGCUCGGUAACACGCCCCAGGCUUUCAGUCAUCUGGCCCUCAUUAGUGCCGCCUUUAAUCUGGAUCGGGUUACUGGGUUCCAGCGGUGAUUUCGGUUGAUAUAUCGUGUGAAUCCGGGGGGGGUCAGAUGAGUGGGUGGGUGAGCGAUUGGGGUAUGGAUGAAUUCCUUCCUCUGCCUCCUCUCACGUACCCUGUCCGCUACCAAUUGUUACGAUGUUAGGCGUGGCGAAGAAAGAUACUUAGUUUGGGAUUUUGGGUCUCAUGGAACUCCUCGGGUAUACUCCAGGGGACAUUACCCGAUAUCACACCUUUUCCACCUCGUCAAACUGCGUAAUAGUUAGUAGCAGAACAGGGUACGUGAGAGGGGUUCCUGUGCGGAGUUGCAGUUUUCACAUCACGUAGAUGGCAUGUUCAAUACAAAGUCUGACCGAGAAAA
Molecule: messenger RNA, 2569 nt
Organism: Colletotrichum phormii
Lineage: Eukaryota; Fungi; Ascomycota; Sordariomycetes; Glomerellales; Glomerellaceae
Product: family 15 glycosyl hydrolase
Exons: 9
Coding region: 186-2222 (678 amino acids)
Biological process (GO): carbohydrate metabolic process
Molecular function (GO): hydrolase activity, hydrolyzing O-glycosyl compounds
Source: RefSeq, a predicted model, not a curated record